CUCUCUCUAUAAAAUGCCCCCACCUCAACACAUCUAUCCACCACCACCACCACCACCACCACCGCUACAACCACCGUCGCCACCGAAAACACUCACUUCACACCAAUUAUACACACUCAAAGAUCUCACAUUUAUAUUAAAAAAAAAAAAAGGAAAAUCAAACAAUAUUAAAAAGAUCAUCGACGAUGGCCAUUUACGGGGCGGCAGUAGCGGAGCAACCAUCGCAGCCGCAGCGAUCGCCGUGGCACUCGCCGGUGCCGUACCUAUUCGGAGGACUGGCGGCCAUGCUGGGCCUCAUUGCUUUCGCUCUCUUGAUCCUGGCCUGCUCCUACUGGAAGCUCUCCGGCUACCUCGAGAACCGCGGCGGCGACGCCGCCGAGAGGGACCUCGAGGCGGGGGAGACAGAAGACGGCGGAUCCAAGACGGCGGCGCCGGUGAUGGAAGAGAAGUUCCUGGUGAUCAUGGCCGGACAAGAAAAGCCGACUUUCUUGGCAACUCCGAUGUCAAGUAGGGCAUCAUCGUUUGGUAGUAAGAGCACGUGCAGCACGUGCAGCAGUGAGAAUAAUAGUACUUUGUUGUCGGAACAAGAUUGUGAUGAAGAGAAGAACAUUGAAAUUGGAAACAUGGCUUCCCAUCAUGAAUCUGCUGUAUCUUCAUCUGCAGAUCAGGUCCAUUGAUUUUUUUUUUUUUUUGUUUUUUGGGUAAUUUAAUUACCCCCUUGUGGGAAUUAAAUUUGAGAAUUUGGAAAAGGAUUUGCAUGUAGAAUUAAUUUGGUAGGAGUAAUUAUUUUUGUUUAUUGUGUUAGCAAUUUUACAUAUAUUGAGUGUAAAUAAUAUUUGGAGGACGAAUUUAAUGGGAAAAUAUAUAUUUAUUAUAUA
Erythranthe guttata (spotted monkey flower) is the source of this 878-nucleotide messenger RNA. It is a transcript of the gene GDU3, whose product is annotated as glutamine dumper 3. Gene Ontology annotation, biological process: regulation of amino acid export. Lineage: Eukaryota; Viridiplantae; Streptophyta; Magnoliopsida; Lamiales; Phrymaceae. The record is from RefSeq and is a predicted model, not a curated record.